Messenger RNA from Centruroides sculpturatus (bark scorpion), 840 nucleotides. RefSeq lists its product as uncharacterized. Bases 1 to 840 code for a protein of 279 amino acids. The transcript has a single exon. Lineage: Eukaryota; Metazoa; Arthropoda; Arachnida; Scorpiones; Buthidae. The record is from RefSeq and is a predicted model, not a curated record.
AUGGGUAAGGUUGUACCUUGCAUAAUUAGAGAAACUGGUGUUCGAGGCUUUGUCAUUGGCGUUCAGAGAGUAGGAAAUGUAGGCAUGGUCACUAAGACUGUUCUCAUCGUGAACUUUCCAGUUGUUGAUAAGAUUAAGACAGUUAGGGCNAAUCUCAUUGCAGAUAUUCUUUCAAGGGACAUAAGGCAUCCUACACCCAAUUUCUCAACACCAGACCUAGAUGAACAAGUAUUAAUAAGAACAGUUGGUAUGAAAAUCACAGACACCAAACUCAUAGAAUUAGCUGAAAACACGAGACAAGAUCAAAAUCUGCAGACUGUAAAGAAAUACAUAUCAGAAGGAUGGCCAGUACAUAAAAAGUCUAUCCCUUCAAGCAUCAAACCCUACUACGAUUUUAAAGAAGACCUAUACCUAUGGAAGGAUAUUAUAUGUAAAGGACCUGCCAUAGUAAUUCCAGAGAAACAAAGAACCAAAGUUCUACAGCAAAUUCAUGCUGCACAUCUAGGAAUCAACGCUUCACUCAGCAGAGCGAGGAAUAAGGUAUACUGGCCAGGAAUGAAUCGUGACAUAGAAGAAGCAGUAAAAUCUUGUAGACAAUGUCAAAGAUUUCGACCAGCUCAGACAAAAGAACCUUUGAUACCCCACAGAAUUCCUACAUAUCCAUGGCAAGAAGCAACAGCGGAUAUUUUCUAUUUGGCCAGCAGUCCAUAUUUGCUAAUUGUGGAUAGAUACAGUGCCUAUCCAGAAGUUUAUAAAAUGCUUCCAAAUCGACUGAUGCUUCCAAAGUUAUUCCCAAGUUCAAAGAAACUUUUUCGCGAUUUGGAAGUCCAGAAAUAUUAA